Molecule: messenger RNA, 2119 nt
Organism: Lolium rigidum
Lineage: Eukaryota; Viridiplantae; Streptophyta; Magnoliopsida; Poales; Poaceae
Product: pentatricopeptide repeat-containing protein At5g50280, chloroplastic-like
Molecular function (GO): protein binding
Source: RefSeq, a predicted model, not a curated record
CCUGGAUGACGAAGAGGGCGGCGACGGAUGGUGUCCACCCAAUGGCGACGGCGCAGAGGAGGGAGAGCAGCUCAGCGAAUACGAGGCGGGUGAGUGGGACCCGCCUGUCAGCCCUUUCCGACCCCAGGCCCAGGAGCAUAAUCUCCAAGAUGGGGAUGAAGAAGAAGACGAUGAAGACGGCGGGGACUGCCCGUGGCGGCACCCGAGCUUCUUCUUGCCAAACCAAGAAGAGGCAAGCACAACCACCACCGCGGCAGUGGAAGAAAUUCUCGCCUUCGCGAGGAGCCCAGUGGCGGCCGACGGCUCCGGAUUCGCCGAGUUCUUGGCUGGUUACAGCCGCAGAGCCCUCGGCGAGGACGAAUGCGUGGAAGUGAUGAGGAGGAUGGGUGAUGAAGGGCUGGCGUUGGGGUGCCUCCUCCACUUCUUCCGGUGGAUGACGCGGAUGCUCGAGGAGCAGCCGAUGUCCUCGUCGCCGCAGGCAUGGUUGGUGGCUCUCGUGUUGCUUGGACGGGCACGGAUGGCCGAUGAUGUCUUGGAGAUUCUGGCAAAUUUGCCGCUGGAGAGGGGAUUCCGGGAGGUGGUUCUGUACAACGCUGCAAUGUCCGGUGUUGCCUACUGUGGAAGAUAUGGCGAUACCUGGAAAAUAUUUGAGUUAAUGGAGAAGAACAAUGUCCAACCUGACCACAUAACAUCCUCCAUCAUGUUAAUGGUAAUGAAGAAGCGCAAGGCAUCUGCCAAGGAUGCAUGGGAGUUCUUUCAGCGGAUGGACAGAAAAGGUGUCAAGUGGAGCUUAGAUGCCUCUGCCUAUCUAAUUAAGAUCUUUUGUGAUGAGGGGCUGAAAAAUGAAGCUCUUAUCUUCCAGUUAGAAAUGGAGAAGAGAGGAAUCCCAUCAAACACGAGCAUUUAUAACGUGAUGAUGAAUGCAUAUUGCAAAUGCAGUCAAAUUGAAGAAGCUGAGGGACUCUUUCUUGAGGUGAAAGAGAAAGGGUUAAAACCAACAACCCUGACCUAUAAUAUCCUUAUGGAUGCCUACAGCAGAAGAUUGCAGCCUGAAGUUGUUGAAUCAUUACUUCUGGAGAUGCACAAUUUAGGACUAGUGCGAAAUGCUAGGUCAUACAACUGUCUCAUAAGUGCUUAUGGGCAGCAGAAAAAAAUGAGUGAAAAGGCUGAAGAUGCUUUCCUGAGGAUGAAGGCGGAUGGCAUUAAGCCUACAUCUUCUUCGUAUACUUCACUGCUUCGUGCAUAUGCAGUUACUGGGCAGGAUGAAAAAGCUCAUACGACAUAUACAGAUAUGAGAAGAGAAGGACUUAAGCCUUCGUUAGAAACAUAUACAGCUUUACUUGACAUAUUUAGGAGGGCUGGUGACACAGAGAAGUUAAUGGAUACAUGGAAAUCAAUGAUUGAUGAAAAGGCUGGAGGCACUAGAGUCACAUAUCACAUGGUACUUGAUGGUUUGGCGAAGCAUGGGUUGUAUGUUCAGGCAAGAGAUGUAAUAUCCGAGUUCGGAGAAAUUGGUUUACCUCCUACAACUAUGACUUACAACAUUUUGAUGAAUGCUUAUGCAAAGGGAGGACAGCAUUACAAAUUGCCCCAGCUCCUGAAAGAGAUGUCUAUUCUGGAACUAAAACCAGAUUCAGUUACAUAUUCUACAAUGAUAUAUGCAUAUGUUCGUGUCCGUGACUUUUCGAGAGCAUUCUAUUACCACAAGGAGAUGGUUCGAAGUGGGCAAGUGCCUGAUGCUAAGUCAUACAGAAAGCUGUUGAAUACGUUGGAUGUGAAAUCUGCAAGGAAAAGCAUAAAGAAUAAAAGUACCAUUGUGGGAAUUAUAAAGGGAAAAUAUUCCUUAAAGCAUAGGAAGGAAAAGAAGGAUGAAUUUUGGAAGAACAGUAAAAAGCGGUCUAUGACCCAAGUCAAUGGGUACCAGCGAAAAAGAUUCUUGUGAUGCCCUAGUUAAGUGGAUAGAUACUCAUCCCCUAUGUUAUAUCAUGGUCCCCAUGCUUAAAUGCUCUUGAACUCUCCAGGUCAGAAAUUACAGGUUUGCCGUGUUACUAAUUCCAUAAGCGUUCAAUUUGAUUGCCUGGUUGAUCUUGAUCUGAAUAGAUUUGAUUUUUCAUUUUAA